GUGGGUCACUCAGUGAACUCGGACACAGAGCAACUUAGGUAAGUGCCCGCAUCGACCUAUGCAGAGUAUAGCACAAACCUUCCUUCCUUCUCGGAAACUCAACACUCGCUCAACUCUCGAGGCCGAUCCAGCGAAGAGACCAGUGUCCUUUCCUUUCAAUUCACAUGCAGGCAACACUCAUUUCAUUGAUCUCUCUCUCUUGAACAACUUCCUCUGCCUUAAUGGGCCUGCAAGCGGUCUCCGAUUGGCGCAAGCUGCCCCUGAGCCUCGCCGAGCUCUGCAUCGACACCACUCUCCGCUGCGGUCAAUCCUUCCGGUGGCGGAAAAUCAAGGAUGAAUGGCAUUGUGUGCUCCGCGGCCGCAUCAUCUCGCUCAGGCAAGACUCUGAUCAUCUGCAUUACCGAGCAACAUGGCCCGAGCCCACGACCGGCCCCGCCCCAGGGCCCAUGACACCACCUCCGUCCGUGCCUCCAGCACGCGGCAAGGAUGUUGGUGCGGAAGAAGACGACACUGAAUCCCUCUUACGCAGCUAUUUCGCUCUGUCGCACUCGUUAUCGUCGCUCUACAAACACUGGGCUGCCUCUGACGCCAACUUUGCGCGCCGUGCCCCGGCGUUCACGGGCAUCCGCAUCCUGAACCAGGACCCCUGGGAGACCCUGGUUGCCUUCAUCUGCAGCAGCAACAACAACAUCUCGCGCAUCAGCCAGAUGGUGCUGAAGCUCUGUGCGCAUUAUGGUCCCUACAUCGGGUCCAUCGAGGGUGAGCCGUUCCAUGACUUUCCCGGGCCCGAGGUCUUGUCGGGCAGCGAGGUCGAGGCCCACCUUCGGCAGCUCGGCUUUGGUUACCGCGCGAAGUACAUCGCCGAGACCGCGCGUAUUGUGUCGUCAGAGAAACCGGCGGGCUGGCUUCUGCAGCUCAGAAACCCCGCCUGUGCAGCAUUGGGCGCUCCCCUCAGCAGCCUAAGUGAGGGUGAUGACGAGACCGCUGCAGCACCACCUACAUACCGGACUGCUCACGAGGCCCUCCUCCAGCUGGCUGGGGUUGGGCCUAAGGUUGCCGACUGUGUAUGUCUGAUGGGACUCGGCUGGGGCGAAGCAGUCCCUGUCGAUACGCACGUUUGGCAAAUCGCCCAGCGGGACUACAACUUUGGGAAAGGAUACAAGAGCAAGACCUUGAGCAAGACCAUGUACGAUGCAGUCGGCGACCAUUUCCGCAAGAUAUGGGGUCCUCAGGCGGGCUGGGCGCAAAGCGUGCUGUUUACCGCAAACCUGAAGUCGUUCGCUGAGCAAGCUUCUGCCGCCAAGUCAGAGGCUGUCGUCGAGAUGGCGAAUGUGGAGAGAACGGCGCUUGUCAGUCCUCCACUCUCGUCUGAUGGAGGCACAGACACGGGGCAGGUCUUUGGGAGCGAGCACACGACUACGCUCAGGACACGCAGCGGAUCCAGCAACCUGGCCAUGACAAUGAUGAAGCAAUCAUCUGAUACUAGGCAGGGGGACGAGCGCAGCGCCUGGAGAGCGAGCAAGAGGCGGAAAACAGCUGCGACCUAGCGCACACGACGCAAUUGAGCUUCUUGGUUCGUGUCUCGGCCUCCAAUUGACGCAUCAUGUACGCCAUCUUGAACUUUGCCUCUCGCAAGACUCUCGCAUAAGCCGUCAAUGUGAGGAUAAAUAGGUGGCCCGUUGUUGUCAUUCUG
Molecule: messenger RNA, 1693 nt
Organism: Thermothielavioides terrestris NRRL 8126
Lineage: Eukaryota; Fungi; Ascomycota; Sordariomycetes; Sordariales; Chaetomiaceae
Exons: 3
Coding region: 222-1547 (441 amino acids)
Biological process (GO): nucleotide-excision repair; base-excision repair, AP site formation; base-excision repair
Cellular component (GO): nucleus
Molecular function (GO): damaged DNA binding; 8-oxo-7,8-dihydroguanine DNA N-glycosylase activity
Source: RefSeq, a predicted model, not a curated record